AUGGCACAAGAGCAAUUAGAUAUCCAAGAUGCACAAACACAGUCUAAGUUAUCUGACGUUGAUCAGCUACAUGAUAAUAAACAUCGAAGAACCCAGUCAAAUAAUGAUUUUAAUGACGAAUCGUUGGGAAUAGUGAACGAAAAUGGAAAUGUUUGGGAUCGUAAAGAUUCUGUUCGAUGUGCACUAGCACAAUGGGGAUGUUGUGAACCGGUAAAUUCCAUUGUGUGCCGCUCUUUAAAGAAUAUUUUAGACUUUUCAAAAUUACUGAAACCAAAAAUUAACUACUAGAGAACGAUGCUGGGUGUUUCCAUGGAGUCCGUAUCACGAUAUACACAACUUUGUUCGCAUAAGCUGGAACCUUUUUCAAAUGAAUGACCCACGCGUGGGGUUAGCGUAAAUCGAGUUAAAAAUGUUUGAAAAUAUCGGCA
Messenger RNA from Didymodactylos carnosus, 428 nucleotides. The record is from the annotation of a GenBank genome assembly. Lineage: Eukaryota; Metazoa; Rotifera; Eurotatoria; Philodinida; Philodinidae.